AUGAGUUUUAUUCCGUCAAAUCAAUGUCGAUUGGAAAUACUUCCCAAUGAACUUCUUAUUGAAAUCUUUCAACACUUGAAUUGUCGAACUCUUCGUGAAUUUCAACGACUUAACCAACGUUUCAAGUCGAUCAUUAGCUGUCUCAAUGUGUGUUUUGUUCUUCAAGAUGAAAGCGAUGAUUUCAACACAUUCAAUCCGACACAAAUCGUUCGUGUAGAAAUGAACUUCUGUUGUCAAUCUUUAAACUUGCAGCAUUUGUCGAAUAUUCGUUCGCUGUCGCUUGAUUAUACUUAUAUGACAAAAGAACAAAUCAUUCAAAUAACUCAACUCAAUCUGUUUCAUCUCGAACGGCUUUCAGUUGGAAAUAUCAUGUCGAAUCUUGGCGAAAGAUUACUUCAUACGAGUGCUCAAGGUGAACAUUUUCCAUCUUUGAGAAUCCUCCAACUUGGACUAAAUACAUCUGAUCAAUUACAACUCUUUCCGAAAAGAACAACACCAAAUAAUCGUGUUCGGUGUCUCAUUAUUAAUCGAUGGAAAUGGUCGAGACUAGAUUUUCUCUUUGAAUUCUUUCCACAUCUAUCUUGGUUGGAAAUAAAUCUUGAUGACAAACCCAUUUCAACGAACGAUUUGACUCAAUCGAAUCAUUCAUUAACAUACUUCAAAGUUACUCUUGAGCAUUGCGAUCCUUACCAUUCUGAUCGAAUAUUUCAUCUAAUGCCCAAUCUAAUUCGACUUCGUAUUCGUGGAAAUAUAGGAACCAAUCUUGCUCUUGUUUACUUUGUGAAACUAGCCAGAGAUGUUUCAUCUUAUACACCGAGUCUUCAAUAUUUCGAUUGUGAAAUCUACUGUUACACAGAUGAAAAUGAGAAUACUGGCGAAGUAAUACGAAAAUAUUAUCACCUAUUCAAGCAAAUUCGAUGCCUCCGUGGAGUGUAUCAAAAUCGGUGUUUUGCAACAGAUGUUCAAACUUAUCCAGACGGAAAUCAAUAUGAAGUUAUUCCAAAACCAGUUAUUAAACGACAAUCAUUGAAAAAACACGGUAUUUAUUACAGCGACAGCGACGACGACGACGAUUAUAUGUUUUUCUUAAAGUAUAAGAACUACAUUACAAGACUCCUCUCGCGGUCAGCAUUCAUCGAAACAUGUUCACAUCAAUAUUUCAGUUUUGUGUAA
Adineta ricciae is the source of this 1173-nucleotide messenger RNA. The record is from the annotation of a GenBank genome assembly. NCBI's taxonomy places the organism in Eukaryota, Metazoa, Rotifera, Eurotatoria, Adinetida, Adinetidae.